AAGCGAUAUUAUGUCAUGAUAAAAACCCAUUUAUCAUACACAACUAAAAACAGCCAACAUUGCUCUAAAUCGAUUUUUCCAUUUUUCUCCACUCUUCCAUUUUUCCAGGCCAAACAACGUGCCUCGGUGAAAUGGCUUCUAUCGAAAGCAUACAACAACCGAGUGCCGGAGUUCCUCAAGGAUCCCUUCUACUGGGACCACGAAGGUCAGGACCACCUCAAGCCACAGAUCGUCGUCGGACUGGGGAAUGCCUCAAUCUACUGCCAAGUGCUGAGCAACAUCUACUCGGACCCGAACUACCAGAGUCUGAACCACUGGUCCAUUCUGCAGACUUUGUCCCGAAAGGGUGUGCCAAUGAACGAAUCUCCCGAUCAGCCGCUCACGGAGACCGUUCUGAUCCAAACGAAUCCUCUUAGAAUUAAUGCCCACAUGACUGUGAUAGAAGCACUGAUGGUGUUGUACGCUAAAGAAGUGGCUUCCAGUGGAAGAAUUUCCAGUGCUUUAGAAAGAAUAUCAGGCCGCAGCGGAUCGCAACCCGUGCAGCACCACGAAGCGGCCUUACUGAGCUGGGUUUCGCAUGUGUGCAGUGCAUUGAAGCGGCGCAUUGACUACGAGGUGUCCAACGGUGGCGGGGCUGGUUCCGGCCUUGCUGUCGAUGAAUACGGUCAACGGCUGCAGAGUCCGAACAUUCCACCGGUACGCGAUAUCCGUGAACUGUGCGAUGGAGUCAGUUUAGCGUACCUAAUAUCGUACUACUGUCCCAAAUUAGUUCCCUGGCCUAGUGUGAAAUUUAAUCACGUGCCAACCAUAGAGGAUUCUAUUCACAACAUCCUCAUUGUCAGUAACUUUUCCGAGCGAAGUUUGCCAUAUUCAGUGUUCCAUAUGACGCCAGAAGACAUUACCUAUAUGCGAGGAGCUAUGAAACAGAACCUAGUAGUACUAUUGGCCGAUCUAUUCAACUUGUUUGAGAUCCAUCCAGCCAAGUGUGUCUGCUAUCCCGGUAUGGAGCAACAACAAGUCGUAGUGUCCGGAACAAACGAGCAUGGCAUCGCGCACCGACGCGGAUUUGCGACUCAUCCGACAAUCGUGUCCAUUCCCGAGCUGCGAGCCGGGCUCGAUUCGCCCCCGGGCAGCAGUGGCAGUGGUACUGCCAGCGGCAGCAAUGGCGGUCCCUCCAACCGGCCACCGUUUCAAGUCACUCGUUCGCCAUCUGCAAGCACCCUGCGGAAGCAUGUCUCAGCCCGGGAUAUACCGGAUCAGCAGCCGCAAUAUUCACAGCAUUCUCCUCAACAACAGCAACCCUAUCAGAACCAGGACGAAGGGUUUGUCGUGCAUAGAAGUAAAGGAGUACCGACAUUGUCGUCAAUGCAGGAACCACUAGUGCCGGCCCGGAUACGGCAAGCAAAGGAAAAAACCAACAACGACUCGAAAGCCGAGGAACGGGGUAAGUUUAAAACACCAAACACAGUUCUGGUUGUUAAUUUUUCCUAGUUUUUUUCCACUUUU
Topomyia yanbarensis is the source of this 1506-nucleotide messenger RNA. RefSeq names its product patronin-like. Gene Ontology annotation, cellular component: microtubule minus-end. NCBI's taxonomy places the organism in Eukaryota, Metazoa, Arthropoda, Insecta, Diptera, Culicidae. The record is from RefSeq and is a predicted model, not a curated record. The coding region runs from base 16 to 1491 and encodes 491 amino acids. Gene Ontology annotation, biological process: negative regulation of microtubule depolymerization; cytoplasmic microtubule organization. Gene Ontology annotation, molecular function: calmodulin binding; microtubule minus-end binding. The transcript is spliced from 9 exons.